AUUUCGUAUAAUGAAUUAUUUCAAUAUACAAAAUAUAUUUAAAUAGUUUAUUUUAUUUUAUUUAUUAUACGAAAAUUCGUGUUUCGACAGGUAAUCUAUUGCAUGUUUCAUUAGAUAACUGUUGCAUGUUUUAGCUAACCAUAGUUGUUGGUUUGUAUUAUCUUUACAUAUUUAUUAUUUAAACAACAGCUGUUAUCAGAAAAUAUUAACUAAAUUUAAAAAUGGCAACAUUUAACGUUAAUUUCAAGACGUGUUCAGAUAGAACAAAAAGAAGAAGAAUUAAUUCAAGAGUUACAAAUAUACUGACAGAGUUAUCUCAGAAAGAUAAACAUGAAAGUAUUUCCAUGCUAGAUAAUCCUGAUAUUACUUCAAGGACUGUGAAUGACAUAAGCUUUAGUAGUUGUAAAAAAAGUUUUGAUCAAAAUGCAAAUAGGCACAAAAAUCGAAAUAAACAUUUAGCUACUUUUGAUAGAUCUCAAACCGAGUUUUCAGAAAUGCUCUCUGAUAGUAUUGAAAAUAAAUCAAGUGUUGAUUAUAGUAGUUGUGGUUUGGAAGUUGAUAAAGUUAUCAGCACCUUAAGUGAUGAUACUGAUGAUAAUAAUAAAAGUGAUGAAUUUACACUAGGUAAUAAAUUGCAAGAUUGGGCAAUAACCUAUCGUGUAUCUCAUUCAGCUUUAGGAAGUUUAUUACGCAUAUUGAAUCCAUUACACUCUAAUCUUCCUAUUGAUUCAAGAACUCUUUUAAAUACUCGCCGAAAUGUUGACAUCAAGCAUGUUGCAGGUGGAGAAUAUUAUUAUUUUGGGGUGAAGUAUUGGAUACAAAAUAUUUUUAAAUUCAAUCUGCCCAAUUCUCAAGUUGAACUUUUACAUAUUCAUAUCAACAUUGAUGGUGUACCACUUUUUAACAGCAAUUCUAUUUCUUUUUGGCCAAUUCUUGGUUCACUGAAAGAGUGUCCGUUAAGCGGAACUUUUCCUAUUGCUAUUUAUAGUAGUACAAAAAAACCUACUUCUCUUGAUGAAUAUUUGAAUGAUAUUGUUUCAGAAAUGAAGACGUUAAAGCAACAUGGCUUUUUGUUUAAUAAUAAACUUACAGAGUGAAAAUUGAUGCUAUAAUAUGCGAUACACCAGCAAGAGCAUUUAUUAAAUGUAUUAAGCCUCACUCUGGUUAUAAUUCAUGUGAGAGAUGUAUGCAGCGUGGUAAAUGGUGUAACAAAAUCACACUACCUAAUAUAGCAGCACCAAUAAUUACAGACUUUAUUUUUACUGUGCGUCAGUAUUCUAAACAUCAUGUAGGUACUUCACCAUUGGAGGAGUUGGGUUGUGGUAUGGUUACAGAAUUUCCGUUAGAUUAUAUGCACAUGGUGUGUUUAGGUGUUAUGCGCAGGAUUCUGUUUCAAUGGAUUCAUGGACCGCGUGGGUAUUGUAAGCUAUCUCAGUUACAGUUAUCUAUGAUAUCUGACAACUUAGCUGUUAUUCGUAAACACAUCCCGAGAGAGUUUUCACGAAAACCAAGAUCUCUUUCAGAAUAUAAAAAAUGAAAAGCGACUGAAUUAAGGCAAUUUUUAUUGUACACUGGGCCCGUUGUCUUGAAAAAUGUUCUAAAAGACACAGUUUAUUCAAAUUUCCUUGAUUUGUCUGUUGCCAUACGAAUAUUGCUCAGCCCAAAUUUAUUGUCAAAAAAUCUUGACUAUGCUGAACAACUUUUAAAAUACUUUGUGGUAACAUUUUCAAAGUUAUAUGGUGAAAAUCAACUUGUAUAUAAUAUUCAUUCUUUAAUACAUUUACCAAGUGAUGCUAAACGUUAUGGUGUUCUUGAUAACAUUUCAGCGUUUAGAUAUGAAAGUUACCUAGGAAGAUUAAAAAAGUUAGUUCGGAAGCCACAAAAUCCAACUGGUCAAGUGGUACGCCGAAUUAUUGAAGGGCACUGCAACGUCAAUGGAGUCACUUCCAAUAAAAAACCUAUCUUGAAGAAGAUUCAUUUUGAUAGUCCUAUUCCUGUUGAAUACAAAUCUUAUAUCCAGUUUGAACAAUACUAUGGACCGGACUAUUUUGUUUCCACAUCCAUUGGAGAUAAUUGUUUUACAAUUGAAAGUAAGUUAGGAAUUGUAAAAAAUAUUCUGAAUAAUUCCACCUUUGCUGAACCUAGUAAAGCUUUAGUUGUGUUUGAAGAAUUUGAAGAUUUAGAAUUAUUUUUUUCAGAUCCAGUUAGUUCGAUUUCACUUUCAAUAUACUUUGUGACCAAACUUACUGGCAUAAGACGAACCUUUCCUGUUACUAGUCUAGUGACUAAGUAUCUUCUACUCCCAUUUAAACAAGGAUUUGUUGCUUUACCUCAAAUGCAUUUCUCAUAAGUUGUAACAAAAUUGUUUUCAAGUUUUUGCCAUAUUUAUAUAGUUUACAUUGUGAAUGUUUUAAAUACGAUUUCUUGUUCCAUAAAUAAAUAAAUAUAAAAAAGUUUCGGCUUUGACAGGCUUAGUUGUGAUAUUAUUUUAGAUUAUUUUCAUUUGGUUUAAAAAAGUUACAGAAUGAGUAAGUUAUUAGAGUUAUGAUUACAUGACAUUGUUUAUUUAAUUUCAGAGGGGUUUUUACAAUAAUAAAUUUUCAAAAAUGUAUGCUGUUCUCGAAUAUAUUGAAACUAAAGAGAUAGAUUUUCUGCCAAUCAAGUGGAUGGUUGAUAGACUCAACUGGGAUGUUAAAAAUCUAAUCAAAAAUAAAACUGUAUUAAAUUUUUACUAUCCACCAGUAAACUCAGCAAAUAAAGUGUUAAAUGCCAAAAAAUUAUGUAGUAACCCAGAAGAACACUGGCUUUUAUACAAAGUACGAAUUCUGGGAACUGCAAACACUCUUAAAAGCGCAAAAGAAAAAACAAAACAGGCUGAAGAGACAUCCAAUGUUGAUUAUGAUACAGAUAAUUCUAGUGAUUAUAGAGAUAUGGAAACACGGAAAAUUAGAAAAAGAAAAUAUUUUUUCACCUAUGAAAGUGAUGUUGAUGAUGAUCAAGUUGAAGACUUUAUUCAAGAAAGCGCUUUUUGUAGAAUAGAAGUUUGA
This is a messenger RNA of Hydra vulgaris (swiftwater hydra), 3047 nucleotides long. RefSeq lists its product as uncharacterized. NCBI's taxonomy places the organism in Eukaryota, Metazoa, Cnidaria, Hydrozoa, Anthoathecata, Hydridae. The record is from RefSeq and is a predicted model, not a curated record.